Messenger RNA from Megalobrama amblycephala (Wuchang bream), 2466 nucleotides. RefSeq names its product prolactin releasing hormone receptor 2a (gene prlhr2a). NCBI's taxonomy places the organism in Eukaryota, Metazoa, Chordata, Actinopteri, Cypriniformes, Xenocyprididae. The transcript has 3 exons. Gene Ontology annotation, cellular component: plasma membrane; neuron projection. The record is from RefSeq and is a predicted model, not a curated record. The coding region runs from base 349 to 1461 and encodes 370 amino acids. Gene Ontology annotation, molecular function: neuropeptide Y receptor activity; neuropeptide binding. Gene Ontology annotation, biological process: G protein-coupled receptor signaling pathway.
AUGUUAACCAGUACUAACUGACUGUGACAUAAUUGACAAGUGAGACGUGCAGAACUGAAAGGGCGAAGAAUAAAAUCUCUCUUGAUUUAACCAUAAUAUAAUUGGACUCAAAAGGCGCUCGAACAACGCGCGCGCGCACACGCGCACACACACACACACACACACACACACGACCCUGCCUCUCCAGUGGGGAACACAACUCUCAUGCUUUCACUCAGGUCCGGUAGCGCAUCUGAUGAUAAACGAACGCGCACGAGUCCGCUCUUUGAGAAUCUGUGCAUCUACGUGGGAAACAACUAAAACGCAUCCCUCCCUGUGGCAAAAGGUCUCUGAAAGCAGUAUUCCAGGAUGGAUGGCAGUGGUGGUGAAUGGCUCAGCACUCCGGUGACCUCGUCUUGCUUGGAAAACGUUACAAUGGAAAAUUCCAGCUUGGGUCAAAUCUACGAAGUCAUGCUGCAGUCGACGAACACGACUAAGCGCAAUCCUCAGUUUGUUGGCGUGGAGCUCCUUCAGUCUUUUAAACCUCUCAUCAUCCCGUGCUACGCUCUUGUGGUCCUUGUGGGAGUUUUCGGGAACUAUCUGCUGCUUUACGUCAUCUGCCAUACCAAAAAAAUGCACAACGUGACCAACUUCUUCAUCGGUAACCUGGCAUUUUCUGACAUGCUGAUGUGUGCCACCUGUGUGCCCUUUACCCUGGCAUAUGCUUUUAAUCCUCGUGGGUGGGUUUUUGGAAGAUUCAUGUGCUACCUGGUGUUCCUAAUUCAGCCUGUGACGGUGUAUGUGUCAGUAUUCACACUGACAGCCAUUGGAGUGGACAGAUACUACGCCACAGUUCAUCCACUGAAGAAGCGCAUAUCAGUUCUGGCCUGCACGUACCUUCUUUCUGGGAUCUGGAUUCUGUCAUGUGGUCUGGUUGCUCCUGCUGUGGCCCACACGUACCAUGUGGAGUUCAAGGAUGAAGGUUUCACCAUCUGCGAGGAGUUCUGGAUGGGUCAGGAGAGAGAGCGACUAGCCUACGCUUACAGCACACUCUUCAUCACCUAUGUUCUUCCACUGUCUGCUCUUUGCAUCUCCUACUUGUGCAUUUCGGUGAAGCUUCGCAAUUGUGUGGUGCCAGGUCAUCGUACCCAGAGCCAAGCGGAAGCCCAGAGGGCUCGGAAACGCAAGACGUUUCGCCUGGUGUCCUUGGUCGUUGCUGCUUUUGGGAUCUGCUGGCUACCAAUAAGCGUCUUCAAUGUUCUUCGGGAUAUUGAUAUAGACCUGAUUGAUAAGCGCUACUUCCUGUUGAUCCAGCUGUUGUGUCACUUGUGUGGGAUGAGUUCAUCUUGUUGUAACCCGUUUUUAUAUGCAUGGCUGCAUGACCGCUUCAGGGCGGAAUUGCGAAAGAUGUUUACCUGCCAUCGACGGAUUGGCAUCGGGAUUCCUGCUAACAACUGUGCCACUGCUAGCGUGGUUCUCUGAUAGAAAAUGAGCAGGUUGAGUUAGUUCAAAGACCACCAAGGCUAGCAGAACAAGAUUUUAGAAUGGAGAAAGUACAUCGGUCCUGGCCGUAGCUCCGCCAUCUGUAAAGUUCCUCCAUGUGCAUCUUGUUCUAGAUGGACACAGAUGGCCCUUCUUGGAAGUUCAAGCCAUGUUUGCUGAUGAGAAAGCUGUUGGAUUAAGCCACAAGAUUUGACCAUGCUGUCUGUGAUUUGAAUUUGAAUUACUUAAAAAAGGAAACAGGCUUUGGAUGUUGGUCUCAUCACAGAGAAAGGUCCCUAAAAAACUGAAACAGAACUUCUGACACCCAACUUUCAGAAGAGUAAACGAUUCAGCUUUAAAAGUGUAGUACAGCUUAUAUAAAUGCCUUUUCACUGCAUGUGUUUAUAUGAGAUGGUAUUGAAAGUAUAUUUACAUUGAAACUUUUAUUUUAGCAACAGAUGUAAAUAAUACAGAAGUAAAUAACAGAGGUAAAUAAUAAUGAAACUAUAUUGAAUAUUGAACUAAUUGGUUGUUUUCAAACCUUUUAAGCCUUUUAUGUUUUUUGUGCUUUUAUGUUUUUUGUGCAUACUUCUUUUUAAUAAAGUAUGCAAAAAAGCAUAAACUUAUUGUCUUUAUAUACAAAGCAAAAUUAGUCUGGGCAAACAAAAAGAUAUUUUCAAUUCGCAGGAAAUAAUAUGACUCUAUUAAUGUUGUAAUGUAAUUAAAAUCGUUUGUUUGAAAUCUACUUUUCCCUGAAGCAAACAAGGAACAAAACUAAAAGUUCAGAGAGGAAAGUGUCAAAAUGUGUCAGGCGUGAAAAAGUUUUGGGCCGUAUCACUGGUGAUUUUGACUGUACAAUUUUGUAUAAAUUCAUGUAAUGUGCAAUGUCGCAUCAAUAAACAAUGUCUGGACUGGAUGUUGUUUUAUACUGAGACUUUUCAGCAUGAUCACUAUCAUCACAUUGACGGAGAUAGGAAAAGUUAUAUUUUCAAGAGAAAAUAAAUU